Messenger RNA from Dibothriocephalus latus, 207 nucleotides. Lineage: Eukaryota; Metazoa; Platyhelminthes; Cestoda; Diphyllobothriidea; Diphyllobothriidae. The record is from the annotation of a GenBank genome assembly.
AUGGUUGGGGAGGAGGAAACGUGCUUCCCAAGCGAAAAGCCCUCGGAAGAGGACAUGCAAGGACCGAGCAACGAUUUCCGCGGACAUUUGGACAGCACAGAAGACGAUGAUCCCACUAAAAUGGAACCACGUCUCCUGGAUGACGAGAGCGGUGAGGGAGACUUCAGUUUCAAAUUUGACGUCGGAUUCAGCCAGUGGAAAACAUAA